GCUGAGGCAUUUUCCACGGGGCGCUCUGAUAUCGUACGCUGUCCAUUCUCUGGCGCGACACGUGGGAGAAUUAUCGCCCAGCAGGCAGCGAUAGGCAAAGAAGCCCCAAUUAUCUAUUGCCAGAACAACAGCGUUGGGCCGGAAAAGGGCGUCCGGAAUGCAGCGCAACCAUGACCGGUUCGAGGCAUUUCAGCGCGCUCGGCAGCGGGAUGUCCUUGCAGCUGGGCAACACGUGUAUUUGCGGGGUGUUGUCCUUGGUUGCUUUUGCUAUGCGGACACGAUGCCAGUCAUUGGCAGCACAGAGGGCAUGCUUCCGUGGACCCCUCAAGGCGUGCCUGUCAUCCGCGCAUUACCCCUCCCGCUAUUUCACGCGGCACGCAGCUCCUGGCAGAGGGCGAGAUCGGAGGGCUCUGGGGGCCGACCGCGCGAGCGAUAAGGCCAAUGGUGUUGGGGCUGGCGGCGGGUGGUGAUAUGGUUGGCACGAUAGAUAGGUGUGCGUCGGUUGGACGCGGAGCAAAGGGAGGGCCUCCGGGCUGCCGUGGCGCCGCCGACGGAGGUGAGACCUUUGUUGACGCUGUUGACGAGGGCCGGAGCGAGGACAUGUCACGACGAUAGCGACAUUUCCCGUGGGCAAAAGCAGCUCUGCCCUGGCGUGCGCAUGGCAAGCGAGGUGUGACUGG
Messenger RNA from Trematosphaeria pertusa, 680 nucleotides. RefSeq lists its product as uncharacterized. NCBI's taxonomy places the organism in Eukaryota, Fungi, Ascomycota, Dothideomycetes, Pleosporales, Trematosphaeriaceae. The record is from RefSeq and is a predicted model, not a curated record. Bases 210 to 470 code for a protein of 86 amino acids. The transcript has a single exon.